Thlaspi arvense is the source of this 711-nucleotide messenger RNA. Lineage: Eukaryota; Viridiplantae; Streptophyta; Magnoliopsida; Brassicales; Brassicaceae. The record is from the annotation of a GenBank genome assembly.
ACAAGCGAUCCCAAGGAGAGAAAAUAUCUGCUGAAAAUGAGAGAAAUCCUUCAUAUUCAAGGAGGCCAGUGUGGAAACCAGAUCGGUGCUAAGUUCUGGGAGGUCAUCUGCGGCGAGCACGGCAUCGACUACACCGGUCAGUACUGCGGCGAGUCAGAUCUACAGCUCGAGAGGAUCAAUGUCUACUACAACGAAGCCAGCGGAGGCAAGUACGUCCCACGCGCAGUUCUCAUGGAUCUGGAGCCUGGAACCAUGGACUCUCUCAGAUCCGGGCCGUUCGGUCAGAUUUUCCGGCCGGAUAACUUCGUGUUUGGGCAGUCUGGUGCCGGGAACAACUGGGCGAAGGGUCAUUACACGGAGGGAGCUGAGUUGAUUGAUUCGGUGCUCGACGUUGUGAGGAAGGAAGCUGAGAACUGCGACUGUCUUCAAGGUUUCCAAGUUUGUCAUUCUCUGGGAGGAGGAACUGGCUCUGGCAUGGGAACACUUCUUAUUUCGAAGAUUAGGGAGGAAUAUCCAGAUCGUAUGAUGAUGACCUUUUCGGUUUUCCCUUCUCCUAAGGUCUCCGACACUGUGGUUGAACCAUACAACGCUACACUCUCCGUUCACCAGCUUGUUGAGAACGCCGACGAAUGUAUGGUUUUGGAUAACGAAGCUCUCUACGAUAUCUGUUUCCGCACCUUGAAGCUUGCUAAUCCCACUUGUGAGUUUUAA